Molecule: messenger RNA, 3260 nt
Organism: Micropterus salmoides (largemouth bass)
Lineage: Eukaryota; Metazoa; Chordata; Actinopteri; Centrarchiformes; Centrarchidae
Gene: sox19b
Product: SRY-box transcription factor 19b
Exons: 2
Coding region: 349-1272 (307 amino acids)
Biological process (GO): anatomical structure morphogenesis; regulation of DNA-templated transcription; cell differentiation
Molecular function (GO): RNA polymerase II cis-regulatory region sequence-specific DNA binding; DNA-binding transcription factor activity, RNA polymerase II-specific
Source: RefSeq, a predicted model, not a curated record
GAGCAGGCAGUUGUGUUCAGUGUGUGAGCUGGCCGACUGACAACAAGUGGUUUUCCGCUGAGAAUUAAUCCAAAGCACUAAGGAGAGGCAGCGGCUGAUUUUUUGUAUAUCUUCAGUAGCUUGUUAAAGUAGGCCUAAUGACUGCCCCAAUCAGUCUUAUAAUUUAAGAAAAACUGGUCGUUCGUUGCCUUCUGGUUUGUCUCCCGGGUGCGUCGUGAGUAAUUAGUUAAUUUGGAUCACCCGGCGCUCCCGGUUAAACCUGUAGGGAAACCUGCCAGGUGGACGCGACGCUGUGCGCUUCGACCAGUUUGUAAGUCAGCUUAACUUUACUUUCUGAUUCCGUCCAACAUGUACAGCAUGAUGGAACACGAGCUGAAGCCGACCGGCCAGCCUCUUUCUCAUCAGACCUCCCAGGGAAUGUCACCGGUCACCGGCAACAUGACCGGGAGCAUGGGCAGCAAUGGCAACUCUCACCCGAGCUCCAAAACGGCAUGCGCACCUGGAGGCGACCCCAUGGAUAAAGUCAAGCGGCCCAUGAACGCUUUCAUGGUCUGGUCCAGGGGUCAGAGGCGCAAGAUGGCCCAAGAAAACCCCAAAAUGCACAACUCUGAGAUAAGUAAACGUUUGGGAGCCGAAUGGAAACUCCUGACCGACGCCGAGAAGCGGCCCUUCAUCGACGAGGCCAAGCGGCUCCGGGCAGUCCACAUGAAGGAGUACCCCGACUACAAAUAUAAGCCACGCCGCAAGACAAAGCCGUUGCUUAAAAAGGACACUCAGGUGGGCAAGUACCCGCUGUCAGCGGGGAACCUGCUGGCGGCGGCGGCGCAAGGCCAAGGUGGUAGUCCGAGGAUGGAGAGCUACGGCUGGGGCCCCACCGGGGGGUACGCCGGCAUGCAGGGCGAGGCGCUGGGCUACACACAGCAGCUACACCGGUACGACCUGUCCGCUCUCCAGUACCCACCUGCAAUGUCGGCGGCACAGACCUACAUGAACGGAGGCAACUCGUACAGCCCCAUGUCAUACAGCAGCAGCCCCCAGCAGCCAAGCCCUGUCACAAUGUCCAUGGUGAAAGCAGAACCACUGUCCCACUCGCCUCCAACAGGGACGCCAAACCACCACCGGGGUCCUUUGCAAGGUGACCUCAGGGACAUGAUCAGCAUGUACAUUCCUGGACCAGGAGGGGAUGCCGGUGACCCCACAACAGCACAGAGGGCCUACACUAGUGUCCAGCAGCACUACCUCAACGGAACCGUCCCACUCACACACAUCUAGGACUGCAGUAGGAAUCCUGUAGGCGUGGGGGGGUGAACUGAGUGAGAGCACCACAGAUGCUUAUGACGCACAGCUGGCUGGACAGGAGAUGAAUUCAGGUGUGGGGAGGAAUUUUAGAGUGGCAAAGCAAAGAGACACAAGAUGUUACCCCCUUUCCCCCCCUGUAUUCGAUGAGGUUCCACAUGUGCCUACAAUUACAGAUGCACAACUGAUUGAAAAGUUCUUGUCUACCUCUUUGGUGCCACAUCAGUUCAGAUAAAUGCCACACACCCACCACCACACUUGCAGAGCUGACACCCCCCCCCCCCCCCCGCCUACCACUCUCCAGCAGACGUCUCUCCAUGAAGGACAGCAGUGAAGACAGGCGCAACAUCUGUUUAUUUUGUACAUAUUAGGAAAUGUUGUUUUGUCUUUUUAUAUGUUUUAGAACUUAUCCAUUACAAGUCAAUACUCUUUAAUACCACCCUAAACACUUGUGACACUGGCACUCUUGACAGUUCAUCCAUACCCAGUCAGUGCCAGGGGACUGGUGCAGUUAGUGGAUUUAGUCUUCUGCUGUUUGACCACCAAGCCAGUCCCUACAGAGACAAAUGACCUGGCAACCUUGUGCCCAGGUGCCAUGGAUCCCAAUCUCUCAGCUGGUGACAGACGACAAAUCACCUGCUGAAGUGCUCUGGUUGUCAAUUAUCUCUUGUUGCUGCCCUGAUGUGCGAGCGGAGCUGGUGAACAGCUGGGUGCCGGUGGGGAAACCGGAAAGGAAAUGCACAACGCGAAUGACAGAGCUGUUUUUAAAAUUAACUCUUUAUUUUUCUAUUUUUAACUGAAAUCCUGCUGGAUGACGUGAAAAACACCUGUUGGACAAUUGGCACUGCAUCCACAGGAAAUGAACAGAAUACACUGCCUUCGAUGACUUGUGGUUUUGCUUGGAAUGUAAAACCAGUUUAGUUCUACAUUCAGUAGGUCUAGUGUCCUCUGGUCACACCAGAUCACUGGAUUGACAGUUUUUGAGUCUGAGAAGUGGUAUGAUGCUGUCUUUGCUGCCUGAGUUUUUAUAAUUGCUAUAUUUAGUUUUAGUUUUUAUCUUUUUUUAAUGUAAAUGUUCGGAUGCGGCGUUCUGGCAGCAUCCAGAGUUGCUAUGUGUAUUCAUUGUCACUUUGCUCUAGGCAAGAGGUAUAUUGUGUUUAGGCUUUUCAGUAAGUGAAUGAAAUGUAAUAUGAAAUGCUACAUUUCAGUUGAGGAGUUUUAUCCAAACAGCAGAUGAGACUUGCAAGUUAUGUUCCACCAAGCAAACUGGACUGACGAACGUCUUCCAGGCAUGUUUGUUAAUGACCUGUCAAUGGUUUGUGUUUUGACUACCAGUAAGAAUGUAUCAUAGUAACGUUCAGAUAAAAUCUCCAGCAAACCUUCCAUCUUGUCACAGAUAACGUAACCUGUGGUUAAUUAUAUCAUACUAAAAACAAUCCUUUUUAAUCCUGGUUCUCUCAAACUGACUCUGUCAUGUCUAGCCUGCUGUCAGUUACUAGUGCUGCUGUACUGUCAUUUUCUCUGUCUAGCCUGCUGUCUGGUUACUAGUGCUGCUAUGGAGCUAAAGGGAACUUUUAUUUUCAACCUCCAAAAACAGAAUAUUGAAUGUGCUAGAUUUAUUCAGAUAAGUUCUUAACUUUUGAAGCAUUCAUUACUAAACAUGCACUGGAAACGGAUGCCCUACUUCUUGAACUGGGAGAGCAGUUCUAUUAAAGUGAUGCAUGAAUGUUUACAAUGCUACCCAAGUAUUUGAAAACUUAACUUUUAUACUGACUUGUAUCUCUAUUUUUAGAAUGAAUGAUCUUGUAUGUAAAUGCUGCCAUAUACUAGUUACUGUGUGUAGCAUUCAUGUAAAUGUACUGUAUACAUUUUUAGGCUCUUAUACUAAGAGUCUUGAUUCCUUUUUGAUUAAAAAAAUAUUUGUUAUGGCAUUCAUAACAAUAUUAAUAAAAAGUACAAAUCUG